Molecule: messenger RNA, 231 nt
Organism: Bipolaris maydis ATCC 48331
Lineage: Eukaryota; Fungi; Ascomycota; Dothideomycetes; Pleosporales; Pleosporaceae
Source: RefSeq, a predicted model, not a curated record
CAUAGUAACACACUCUACGCCGCUUCAAUCCAAGGCCACAAGCAGGAAGUAAUGCUUCUACUUGAUGCGGGCGCUAACGUCAACGCUCAGAGUGAACAAUACGGCAGCGCACUCCAAGCUGCUUCAUUUGGAGGUCAUGAGCAGGUAGCAAGGCUGCUACUUGAUGCGGGCGCUGAUGUCUACUCAUCAAACGAACUGUGCACAACAGCAUUCAAUAACGACUUCAAAGAA